Molecule: messenger RNA, 306 nt
Organism: Sporothrix schenckii 1099-18
Lineage: Eukaryota; Fungi; Ascomycota; Sordariomycetes; Ophiostomatales; Ophiostomataceae
Exons: 1
Coding region: 1-306 (101 amino acids)
Source: RefSeq, a predicted model, not a curated record
AUGUCCGACAAGGAUCGAGAAACUAUCGAUUUCAUUCACGCUGUGACAGAGUACAGCGGCACAAUUCAUGUCCCUCGGGCCAAUGGAUUGGAAAUGCAAAUGACUCGACAUGGUCCUGAGCCUGACUGUCGAAUUGCUGUCGGGUCUCCCGGCCAUGCAUUGACCGUACCGACAUUGAACACACACGUCGCGAUGCAGGUCAGCUUCUUGCAGUCUGUGUUGGGACGCGAGCUCUCUAGAGUGUGCAUGAUACGAGUUGCGGAGACGUAUCUUUGGCGAUGUACAUACAGGGAAGAAGUACUCUAA